AUGAAGCAUAGGACAGGGACACUUAUCUGUCUUGUAGUAAUUAUAUUUACCGUAAUUGGAAUCUCAAUUUAUCGAUCCAAUCGUCUGCCAUCACCAGGUAUCAUGAUCACAGCGAAAGGCUACGUUACCAUGGACGAGCUGGAUCUGGAAGUUUUUGCGCCCCACAAUUUCAAACUUAUGGGUGAAACGGAUACUAUCCCCUUGUUGGACUUCAUCCAGAAACCCACAUGUGAAGAGGUGUUUGAUGAAUGGCUGGAGAUCGCUCUUGCCAAUGAUCAGUACCGGGUGCCACCGAAAAUCAUUCCGCCCUCACUGACAAAGAAGUACCUCAUGAACGGGCAUGCUUAUUUGAUAGAGGAGUACCGCAGUGAUCGUCCAGAGGGACAGGAGCACGUUUGGUCACAAAUUCCAAAAUGGUUGGAGAUGCCAGAAGAUGAAUUGUACAAAAUAUCUCUUUAUGGAAAGCCAGGCAAACAGUGUACUGUACUGAUAGGACACGUAGGUAAGGCUCUCAUCUGUUUCGCUCCGUUGAAAGCCGGUGGAGUGGCUGUUUACCACGCCUUCAUGCUCCAUCCAUUGGACGGUAAAGUCGGCUUCGUUAUUGGAUCUCAAACGCCAUGGGUUGAGGUGUUCGCGUUGUUAAAUGGAGCGAAAAAGGUACUUUUUGUAUUCCAUUGA
This is a messenger RNA of Haemonchus placei, 678 nucleotides long. Lineage: Eukaryota; Metazoa; Nematoda; Chromadorea; Rhabditida; Trichostrongylidae. The record is from the annotation of a GenBank genome assembly.